Messenger RNA from Fonsecaea pedrosoi CBS 271.37, 1467 nucleotides. RefSeq lists its product as uncharacterized. Bases 1 to 1467 code for a protein of 488 amino acids. Lineage: Eukaryota; Fungi; Ascomycota; Eurotiomycetes; Chaetothyriales; Herpotrichiellaceae. Gene Ontology annotation, cellular component: mitochondrion. The record is from RefSeq and is a predicted model, not a curated record. The transcript has a single exon.
AUGACUGCUACAGUUGGUCGGCGGCGGUUUAUCGUCAAGGUUCCUGAUCCUGUCGUUUCACGACGCUUGAUCACGGCAAGUGAGGUAGCAACCCUGGAGUUUUUAAGAGCUGAGUUGAACUUGCCAGUACCAAAAGUGUUGGCUUGGAGCGACAACAAGGACAACACAGUUGGAUGUGAAUACAUGAUUCUAGAAGAAGCUGUGGGAGCAGAUCUCAAAAGCACAUGGCCCCGCCUAAGCGUUAAGCAGAGAAUUGGCGUUGUGGAUCAAAUUAUUACGAUUCAAGAGCGUCUUCUUGAAGCCAGCAAACGCUUUCAGGGUUACGGCAGUCUCUACUUCACCGAGGACGCUGCGAAAUUCAAAUUUCGCCGGCAGAUUAAACUCUCAGCAGCAAACUCUUCGAGAUUCAUUAUAGGCCCGUUGGCGCACGGACAUUUCAUGGAAUCAGUCCUGUGGGAAUCGGACUUCGACUCCGGUCCUUGUAAAUUCCUAGUCUAUGCAAGCACUGGGCUUCAUGCUUACUCCAUCGAAGGGUAUACUCCAAACGACUAUCUCGAUUCUCUCGCACGUUCAUCCCUGUUACAAAUUAGUAGUCGCGCCCACGAAGGGACAGAUGUUAUCCCCAGCCGACCAUUUUCUUUCCCAAUCAAGCCGGUUAGCGACCUGUCAAACGCAGCCGUACGCCAAAUGCUGGAACUGGUUCGCACAAUCACGCCACACAUCGUUCCUCGGUCCCCUGAUCGCUGUCUGCCGCUACUAUGGCACCGAGACCUUCAUGAUGGGAAUAUUUUUGUUUCCGAUGAAGGAAAAGUGACUAGUAUCAUUGAUUGGCAAGACGCGAAUGUCUUGCCUUUGUUUCUCGCAAUACGAAAACCGCAGUUUUUGGAUUUGGCCGAUGAUGCUCAGUUAUUUGAGUCACCCAAGGGCCUAAAGGAAAUGUCUCUUUCUGUGAGAUCCGAGACUUGGGAAAGGUUCAAUAAGACAAUGCUACAGGGCUACUAUCUAUCGCAUUUUAGGGAAAACAUACCUCCUGUCGCAGCCGUUUACGACGAUAAGCAGAUUAACCCGAUACGAAGACAGAUCGGAAAUUAUGCGCGAACUUCCGAUGGUCACGAUGCCGACGCACUUAUGCUCAGAAACACAUUACUUCGAGUUCAGCAGAAUUGGUCAAAGCUUACUGGAAAUGACCAAAUCGAGUCUGCUCCUUCAUGUCCCAUCCACUUUAAUCAUGAUGAGCUAGAAAAGCACUACGAGGAUGCACGAUGGCUCAGUGGAUUUCGUGACAUUCUUGAAGCUAGCGACAUAUCUGCCACAUUUCCUCUGGAGGGAUGGGUACCGGUUGACUUAUUUAAUGGAUGUAAGAACAGUCUUAGGAAGGUGAUCAGGGAGGUCAUGGAGUCCCUGGAAAAUCAGAGAGAACUUGAAGAGUUUCAGGUAAGACUUUGUUCAUGGAAUUUGACUGACUGA